AUGGCGGCCGAAACCGACAUUAUCCAGGGGCGCGAGAGCAGUGACAAACCUCUGUUGAAAUCUCACAAAGUUUUACCGCGGCGAUAUGAUCUUGUCAACGCAGAUUCUCCGGUGUUCUUUGAUAAUGCUGAUGAUACUGGUGAUAACAAAAUAAUGGGCCCGUCUACUCUCCUGCGCAAAAUUUCCCAAGACCAAGGCUCUGAAACUUGUCUCGACCCGCAAAACACCAUAACACCUUCAAACGGUGUAAACCCGCUCACCCCGGACAUCACCCCUCCUCGCGUCACCUCUCGCUCUAAGAAACGAGACGGGCAGAGCCAGCGUGUCACCUCCUCAUCUUCAAGAACUACCUCCUUCGCGACAGCCAGAGAGUCACUAUCGUCCGAUGAGGAGGCUGAAAAGACCAAAUCCACUCCUCUGUUACCCUGCAAGCAUAGACUGCCACACCCAUCGCGCAACCCAGCUGUUAGCCAUAAGACUAGUGAUGAGACACACUCGGACAGCACUGCGCAGGAGCCCAAACAGGUCCGCCAGCUGUUCGAUACAAACGAACUACAAGUACGCAAACGUGGCGAAAAAAGAGCCUCAUCUUCCUUAGGCCGCGUCCAGUCCGCUAACCAAGGGUAUUCCCCUUCCCAUACUCGUCAUGGGAGCCUCCGGGAACGAGCCUGGAACGAAAAUGGCACUGGCUCAUCGACCUCAGUUGAAGCCUUCGCCGCUAGCAUCGGCUGGCCAAGUGAAAGCGGCAUGGAAACCAAUGACUCAGGGCACGUACGCUGUAUUUCAACCGCAUCAACCACUACUAUUGAAGCCGUUGUGAUCGAUUCUCCGCCGCAAAAGAAGAGGACUCUUCGGCAUACUGAGAAGAAUGGCUCCCUUCGAUCUAUCAGCACGCCAACACCCAGCCCACAGUCUAUAUCCAAGCCGUUGCAGCCGCAUCCGCAGCUGCAGCCCCAACAACAAGGACAACCGCGUCUAACUCACAAACGAACUCGGAUCACAGACGAAAAUCGUCGGAGUGUUGCAUCUGACUUGUCGGUUACUACGACAGGCACAGCUAUAACUUUUACGAGACCAAAGAAAGUCGAAGAUGUCAUUCGCGUGGUGGUUAUCCCUCAGCGUCGGUCGUCUCUUAAGACUCCCGCACCUCCUAGACCGGUCCUACGCUCCUUGCCUCCAAGCCACCGCAGGCCUUCUACUGCACCAGAUUCCGGCGUAGAAUCAUCUCGCAGUUCACGCAGGCAUAGGCGUACUAUGUCGGAGUCUAUAGCCUCAACCUCUAGUGUUCCUAGUGCCUUCAAGCCAAAAAUUCCUACACGGCGGUCUUCUCUAUCUGCACCUACGAGUAGGAAUACAUCUCGAGCAGGCUCGAUUUCCGGUGAGAGUUCUCGGAUGCUCGUUAGCGCGCCUGGUUCUGCAAAGAAAGAUCGCCUCGACUCCAAGCCUCUACCACAACCCCCUUCAGAGCUUGUUAACCUGCCUCCUAAAAAGCAAGCGCCUGAACCUACCGUCCUUCCUCCAGAUUCGCCUGUGCGUGACCGCGAGGGCUCCACCCGUCAGCCAUCUCCACCUCCUGGAUCUUUGACGCAAUUUCAACACUCUAUCGAGUCCCUGUCCUGUUCCCCUGGGCCUGUUGAAAUAAGCCAGGCAACGGCAGUCCCUUUCUUUGCCCAUAAUAAUAAGUCCCUGCUGGUUGUUGAACACCCGCUUUGUGAAGCUCGCCCCAGGCCACCUGUGAUUUCUCUAGACCAUGUUGAAUCUCCCCUUAGAUACCCCCGCGCUGCACCAAAACCUCCAGGCUCGGAUACGCAAAAUGCCCCAUAUAUCCCGCUAAAGCGUUCGAACACGGUGCCGUCGAGACCCCGACCUCCACUUCCAAUGCAAACAGAUAGCAGCAGCAAUGGUACUGGGGCUGGUAUUGUCCGUCGUCUCAGCUCGGUUCGUCGGAGGUUCAGUUCCUCUCAUCGAGCUUCGACAGCAGAUUCCAUACCUCCUACUGAUGCUGCAAAGGAUAUUCUAGGUACGACACAUCGUGUACGCAACAGGACAGCGGGCAAGAAACUGGAUAACAAGAUGUAUCCGUUCUGGCGUCCGUAUGGGUUUUGGCAAGAUUACGACGAUGAAGGCAACUCCAGUAACAGACGCAGCAGUGUUAUCUCAAGUAAAUUGCUUCCCAAAACUACGACCACAAUCACAGCCGGAAAUGACUCACCUUCCAGUGGAUACGAGAGUGGGCAAUAUGUUAGCAAUACACUUGGAAUUCCCCAGAACCGCACGCCAUUCCAAGGUCCUAUCUCCAUGAUCCGGCGUGUCUCGCAGCGUUCUCGCUCUCGGCUCAAGUCCAGCCGCGUCGUGAAGUCGCCAUCCACCAAAACUAAUUUGUCUUUGGCCUCCUCUGAAUACCGUCGAGGAAAACGUGUCCGUUCUUUCCGUCCUCUGCAUGAAGUACAUGACUGGAUUACCCGUACCCGCCAACGCCGUGAACAAGAGAAACUUGAGGCCCGCCGGGAGAAACUGCGCCGAGCCAUCGGAGGGAACGUCAUUGUCGACUACUCCAGCGUCGCCUCGACGAUGGACCCAGAGAGCGUCUUUGCUUCGUCUCGAAGGGAGAGAGAAGCCAAAUAA
This is a messenger RNA of Nannizzia gypsea CBS 118893, 2625 nucleotides long. RefSeq lists its product as hypothetical. The record is from RefSeq and is a predicted model, not a curated record. The transcript is spliced from 3 exons. NCBI's taxonomy places the organism in Eukaryota, Fungi, Ascomycota, Eurotiomycetes, Onygenales, Arthrodermataceae. Bases 1 to 2625 code for a protein of 874 amino acids.